Conger conger (European conger) is the source of this 2821-nucleotide messenger RNA. It is a transcript of the gene nup93, whose product is annotated as nucleoporin 93. Gene Ontology annotation, molecular function: structural constituent of nuclear pore. Gene Ontology annotation, cellular component: nuclear pore. The transcript is spliced from 22 exons. NCBI's taxonomy places the organism in Eukaryota, Metazoa, Chordata, Actinopteri, Anguilliformes, Congridae. The record is from RefSeq and is a predicted model, not a curated record. The coding region runs from base 169 to 2631 and encodes 820 amino acids. Gene Ontology annotation, biological process: protein import into nucleus; poly(A)+ mRNA export from nucleus.
UCGUCCAAUGAGCGUUCAGUUGAACAAGAGCCGGGAGUAAUGUGUGUUGGUAGUGCAAACCGAAAGGCGCCAGUAAAUGAAGUCUAAAUUACCUAAAUAACUAGCUACACUUGGAUCACAUUAACGAAUCUUCUCACGUCGUAGAAAACUGCGAGUCAGGUGCACGCGAUGGACGCGGAGGGGUUCGGAGAGCUUCUGCAGCAGGCGGAGCAGCUCGCGGCGGAGACCGAGGCAAUCUCUGAGCUGCCUCAUGUGGAAAGAAACCUACAGGAGAUCCAGCAAGCUGGCGAGAGGCUGCGCUCCCGCACCCUCACCCGAACGUCACAGGACACUGCUGAUGUCAAAGCGUCCAUCCUGUUGGGCUCCAGAGGCCUGGACAUCUUCCACAUCUCCCAGCGUCUGGAGAGCCUGAGUGCGGCCACCACCUUCGAGCCUCUUGAGCCGGUCAAGGACACGGACAUUCAGGGUUUUCUGAAGAACGAGAGGGACAAUGCUCUGUUGUCAACCAUCGAGGAGUCACGACGCAGGACGUUCCUCCUGGCGGAGGAGUACCACAGGGAGUCGAUGUUGGUGCAGUGGGAGCAGCUGAAGCAGCGGGUGCUCCACACCCUCCUGGGGGCGGGGGAGGACGCCCUGGACUUCACCCAGGAUGUGGAGCCCAGCUUUGUGACUGAUGUGGGGGCACCAGGACGCAGCUCGCUGGACAGCGUGGAGGUGGCCUAUGGACGACAGAUCUACGUUUUCAACGAGAAGAUCGUGAACGGCCACGUCCAGCCCAACCUGGGGGACCUGUGCGCCUCUGUGGCCGACAGCCUGGAUGACAAGAACGUGUCUGAGAUGUGGCUGAUGGUGAGGCAGAUGACGGACGUGCUGCUGGUCCCGGCCAAGGACUCACUGAAGAGCCGCGUGGCCGUCAACAUGCAGAUGGCCUUCGUCCGGCAGGCCCUGCAGUUCCUGGAGAACAGCUAUAAGAACUACACCAUGGUGACCGUGUUUGGAAAUUUGCACCAGGCCCAGCUGGGUGGAGUCCCAGGGACCUACCAGCUGGUACACAGCUUCCUCAACAUCAAACUGCCUGGACCACUCCCAGGCAUGCAGGAUGGAGAGGUGGAGGGCCACCCUGUCUGGGCUCUGAUCUAUUACUGCCUGCGUUGUGGGGACCUGUCGGCCGCCAUGCAGGUGGUGAACCGGGCCCAGCACCAGCUGGGCGAGUUCAAGAACUGGUUCCAGGAGUACAUGAACAGCCCCGACAGACGUUUGGCUCCCGCCACAGAGAAUAAGCUCCGCCUACAUUACCGCCGCGUGCUGCGGAACAGUGCCGACCCCUACAAGCGCGCCGUCUACUGCCUCAUCGGCAAGUGCGACAUCGCCGACAACCACGGGGAGGUCGCCGACAAGACCGAGGACUACCUGUGGCUCAAGCUGAACCAGGUCUGCUUCGAGGACGACGCCAACAGCGCACCCCAGGACAGACUGACCCUGGCACAGCUUCAGAAACAGCUGCUGGAAGACUAUGGAGAGUCGCACUUCUCGGCGAGCCAGCAGCCCUUCCUGUACUUCCAGGUGCUGUUCCUGACUGCGCAGUUCGAGGCAGCCGUGGCCUUUCUGUUCCGCGUGGAGCGUCUGCGCAGUCACGCCGUGCACGUGGCCCUGGUCCUCUACGAGCUGCGUCUGCUGCUCAAGUCAUCAGGCCAGAGCGCCCAGCUGCUGAGUCAGGAGGCGGGGGACCCCCCCAUGGUGCGGCGCCUCAACUUCAUCCGCCUGCUCAUGCUCUACACCCGCAAGUUCGAGUCCACCGACCCCCGCGAGGCUCUGCAGUACUUCUACUUCCUGCGCAAUGAGAAGGAUAGCCAGGGGGAGAACAUGUUCAUGCGCUGUGUCAGCGAGUUGGUCAUCGAGAGCCGAGAGUUUGACAUGCUUCUGGGACGGCUGGAGAAAGACGGCAGCAGGAAGCCCGGAGCCAUCGACAAGUUCGCCGGAGACACGCGGGCCAUCAUCAGCAAAGUGGCGCAGGAGGCGGAGAACAAGGGGCUGUUCGAGGAGGCCGUCAAGCUGUACGAGCUGGCCAAGAACCCAGACAAGGUUCUGGAGCUGAUGAACAGGCUGCUGAGCCCGGUGGUGGCUCAGAUCAGUGCCCCCCAGUCCAACAAGGAACGGCUGAAGAACUUGGCGCUGGCCAUCGCCGAACGUUACCGGACCCACGGCGUGGCGGGGGACAAGUCCGUGGACAGCACCUUCUACCUGCUGCUGGACCUCACCACGUUCUUCGACGAGUACCACGCAGGCCACAUCGACCGCGCUUACGAUGUGAUGGAGAGGCUGAAGCUGGUUCCUCUCAGUCAGGACAGCGUAGAGGAGAGGGUGGCGGCCUUCCGGAACUUCAGCGACGAGGUCCGGCAUAACCUGUCAGAGGUCCUCCUGGCCACCAUGAACAUCCUGUUCACGCAGUACAAGCGCCUGAAGGGGGCGCCGGCGGGCACCCCGGGCCGGCCACAGCGCUCCAUGGAGGACCAGGAUUUGCAGCUGCGCAGUCAGGCGCGGGCGCUCAUCACGUUCGCGGGGAUGAUCCCCUUCCGCAUGGCGGGAGACACCAACGCCAGGCUGGUCCAGAUGGAAGUCCUGAUGAACUGACCUGUCUGCUACCACCGCCGCCCCUCCCCAAAAUCCCUCCCCUGUUCCCUCCUCCCCUGUUCCCUCCUCCCCCCUCAUUCAUUUACCGCUGACCCCCCCCCCCCCCCUCCAUUCGCAUUGUGUUUCUGUGUUCUCCUUUAUAUUUGUAUUUUUCUUACAUUUGAAAUAAUAAAAAAAGAAAUUAAGUUUA